Diatraea saccharalis (sugarcane borer) is the source of this 2556-nucleotide messenger RNA. Lineage: Eukaryota; Metazoa; Arthropoda; Insecta; Lepidoptera; Crambidae. The record is from the annotation of a GenBank genome assembly.
AUGUUACAACUGUUGCUGAUUAUCCUAAACUGUAUAAUAAUCGGAAUAUCCACAUCAUUUGAUAGCCGACUGAACGUUGGCACUGUACUGUUUUCUCCAUCGGAUCAUCAAAAACUCUAUUGGAAUGCGACCGAGUUGAGUCUAUUGAAAGCUCGCAGAUAUUUUCAAGAUUUACUUCCGCCCGCCAAUUUCAUAGAAACAGCAAAUGAAGCUUAUGUAAAUAAACUACUUAGAUAUUUCAGGGAUACAUAUUGUACAAUAAAAAAUGAAACUCCCAAUGAGACAGUUAACUAUGUGAUGACUACAGCAUUCUCAGAUGCUGUGGGUGGCUACUUAAAAUUUUGGAUCUUACCCGUCACUAAAUUCGGAUUUUACGGCGGAACAGUAUCACAAAACAAUAUUAUAAAACUUUCUCGAUUUUAUAAAGAUUUGAAGAAUUUUCUACAUACCGACGGUGUUGGCUGGAGGGGCCCAGACGUCAAUUUUUUGCAUAAUACAACAAUGUACACUGCACCGCCACGUCAUUUCAGGAAAGCUAUUAGGAACCCUUGCAAAGCACUUCUUUUUGAAGAUAACCCUUACGAAUCUAUUAUUCCAAUACCCAAAGUAAAUUGGAAUGAGAAAUCGAGUUCUAUGUUCAUCCCUUUAAAAAAGUAUUCCAUUGUACCUCUUGAUUCUCCUGAUUACCCUAACGCCCUAAUAAAAUACUAUGAUAUUGCAAAAAACUGCAUAGAAGAAAACAAUCCUACCCGAUCAGAUGAUUUCGAAAAGAGGUUCCAAGCGUGGUUAGUUAAAGAAGUUAUGCCACAUCUUUAUGACGAGAAGAUUUAUUUUGGUCUGGGAAGUGUCCUGACGUUGGUUAACAAGACACAAAAGAUUGAUUUUAUAUCUUACGAUAGAAAGACUCACAAAGUAAUUAUAGGAGGUUUUCCAAUAGAUUUAACAGCAAAGAAAACAUUACUAAUACUUAUAAUAUUGAUUCUGGAAAUAGCUUGGUGCAUUCCUGCCUUAAUAUAUUUAAUAUGUACCAAAAAAAUGAAGCCAUUAUGCUUUCAAGGUUCAAAAUCGGAGGGUUCUAAUGAAUGCACUAAAACAAGAACUACAACUACUACUACAACCAACGCGGUAAGUAUCUUUCUUGAUAAACCACAAGCAGACAUGAUAAGGUUUGAGCCGCGUCAUAUUCAAUCAAAAUCUUCGGUUCCCAUGAAAGCAGGGAUAAGUUAUGAACGUGAAGUCAAAAACCUCCCGUCGAAAUCUUCAUUAAAAAAAAUAUGCAAUACCAGUUCAUCACACUCGCAAAAGAAAGUUCCUAUAACAAUGGAAAAGUCAAAAUCAUCUAUACUAAGUCGCAAAAUAUGCUGUUGUUCCAAGUGUCCCAUAUCUGGUAGUUUACAUAACACAAAAAGUGUGUACUCAGAAAAGGAUGCGAUAAUCGCAAUUAAUAAAUCAUAUGAUUCAAAUAAAAAGUCUGUUAAAAAAUUAUGCUCCUGCUCUAAAUGUACCAUAUAUGGUAGUUUACGUAAAACAGCAAGUUUUUAUUCGGAAAAUGAUACGAUCGUCGCAAUUAAUAAAUCAACUGAGUCAAAUACAAAAUCUGUUAGAGAAACAAUAUCACGUGUAACUUACGUAAAAUGUGAAAGUAACAACACGUUGCAAAAUAUACAAUUAAAAUGCUCCACAGAUCAAAUUUCAAUAAAGGAGUCGAACCAAAACCUGGACAAAUGUGCUUGUCAUGAUUGCCUUCAAGAUGAGAAAUCAAACAAAAACCUGAUUUACGAUAUUUGCGUAAAGGAUACGAAUUCACAUCUAAGUCUGGAGAAAAACUGUUCUUGUCGUAGCUGCCUAAAAGAUAAUAAUUCAGAAGAAAGUCUGGAGAGACACUGCUCUUGUCGUAGUUGCCUAAAGGAUAUCAGUUCGAACCAAAGCCUAGAGAAUCAUUGCUCUUGCCAUGAUUGCAUAAAGGAUAAUAAAUCGGACCGAAAUAUAGAGAAAACGGUAUGCCUCUGUCAAAGCUGCCUAGAGGAUACAAAUUCGGACCAAAACCUAGACAAAUACUUACCUUGUCAAAGCUCAAAGAAUAGCUGUCAUACCCAUUUUGACGACAAAAAAGACAGCCAAGUCACAAUUCUUACUCAAGAAAUUCUAUCAUCUGAGCUUGUGAACAUUAAAAAAUUUGAUACAAGCAUGCAGGCGCAGCAGCCCUUAGAAAUAGAUAAUGUUUACAAGGACAUAGGACUAACAAUAGAAUCAAUGAAUCAUCCGGGUCUCGAAAUAAUGAUUGAAAACCCACACACCGAAAUAAGUGUGUGUGUCGGUAAAGGUAAUUUUGAUAAAAAGUAUACUCUAAAGCCAAGUAAGAUUCCUAAGAGGCUACCAAAUGCAGACUAUAGAGCGACUCAUCAACCGUCUACCAAAAAAGAGGUUGUACGGAUCGCUAAUACUAAUCGAAGCUUGAUACCAAAACGUAAAAUAACAAUAGUAGACGAUCUGGCUAUCGACCAAAGAAAAUCUGUACACAAAGUUAAAAACAAUAAACUAAAUGUAACUUUAUAA